Molecule: messenger RNA, 3941 nt
Organism: Acanthisitta chloris (rifleman)
Lineage: Eukaryota; Metazoa; Chordata; Aves; Passeriformes; Acanthisittidae
Product: interphotoreceptor matrix proteoglycan 2-like
Exons: 17
Biological process (GO): visual perception
Molecular function (GO): hyaluronic acid binding; heparin binding
Source: RefSeq, a predicted model, not a curated record
AAACUGUCCUAUACAAAGGAAGCAAUGGGCAGCUCCUGCACAGAUUGGUCAUGUGGUACUGGGACUCCAACUCCACCUCUGGAUGCUGAUGUUACCACACUGAGAGAUGCAGCUGCCAAUGUUCCUCCCCCACAUGAGAUCUCCAUUGAGACCCCUGAAGGUGGUACCAUCCUUGAGGCUGAUGAUGUAGACACCACUAUCAAUAAUGAGAUAAAGAAGCAGGAUGAGAAGCUAGUGAGACCUGUAACAGAGCAGAUGAUUGAGUUCACCAUUUUGAUUGUUGGUGAAAAGUACAGUGAGGAGCUGAAGGAUCCAGCUGCUGUGGAGUAUCAACUGCUGUCUGAACGAUUCAUUUCUCAGAUUAAAAGCGUAUUUGAAGGGCUACCUGGAUACAAAAACAUCCUUGUCCUGGAUUACAGCCCUUCUGAGGAAGACAGUGGGGUGGAAGUUCACUAUGCUGUUACCUUUGAUGGAAAAGCCAUCAGCAAUGCCACCUGGGAUUUGAUUAACCUUCAAUCCAACAAGGUGGAGGACAACUCCUUUAUGGGCAUAGAGGAUAAUCCAACAGUUGUGUACACCAUCAGUGAUUUCCGAGAUUAUAUUGCUGAAAAUCUCCAGAAAAAUGCCUUGCUUGAUAACAUUUCCUUGUCUUUGGACCCUAACUCUCUCCAGCUUACUAAUGUGAAAGAAAUACUCCACCCCACAUCAGAAGACUCAUCCUGGAUUACUGAGCAUCCAGUUGUGCUAGAGCGCCCAGAAUUUGAUGACAGCACCUUUUUAGCUGAACGUCCUUCAGCAGAUGAAUCAACAGUCAGCAAUGCCUUGCCUUUUGAUUACACCAAACCAGAUUCCACUUUAGAUAUUGAACAGUCCAGUGACAAUGAAAUCCAGCCAAGACCAGAAACCAUGGACUUUGAGGCUGGUUUGGCACCUGAAGCUCCACUUUUCUCAGAGGUUGACAUGACUUCUUUGCCUGAUGGGCUGAAUUUAGAGGAUGAGGAUCAUUUGGCCACUGCACCAGCAUUAGUGCAUGAUUCUGUGGACUCUCUGGAAUGGCUUUCAGCCCCCACUUCUUUAGAUGUGUUUGAAGAUACUGGACUAUCUGAAGACCUUUUGCCUUCAAGUCCUUCUCACCUUGUGCCUGAAGAAUCUCCAUCUACAGAUGAUUAUGCAGUUCCUCUGCUUUCUGCACCAACAGUGGCCUCUUCAUCAGUCAUAGAGGCUGAUAUUAAAGAAACAGUUUCUGCUGAGAAGGAAGAAGUAACUCAAGGUAGUCUUGAGGGCAGUGACAGUGCAGAAUCUGUGGAAGAAAUUCCUUUUCCCUUAGAAGUACCCCCUAUGGAAGACGAAACUGAUAUAAUUUUUGGAGAUAGAGUUAUAUAUGAUGAUGGGUCUGGUUCAGCUUUUGAUGGUUCAGGAAAAGAAAUGGAAUCAAGUAUUUGGCCUUGGGAAGAAGCAACACUGGAACCAGUUUUCUACCCUGGUCCUGAUAGCUGGCUUGAAGAUGACAAUGAGUCUUUGUUAAUCAAAACUGAGGAUAUUCCUGAAGGCAUGAUCUUAGACUAUAUUCUUAACUCUGGGAAUAAAUUAGAUUAUGAUCCUUCCAGAGAUGAGAAUGAAGGUAUGGUCAGUAUAAAAGAUUUCCUUGAUGAGUCUGAAAUAUUUGUCUUUCCAGAGACUACAAGUCCGCAAGUACCUCUGUUACAGACAGAAGAACCAUCAUCUGUGGAACCAUCUACACAGACAGAAACACUGGGCAUGUAUGAUUCUUCUUCCAUUAAACCAUCCUUGGUUUUGGAGCCUGCAGUGGAUCAUUCCUCUGUAGACAUGCCAACUGGAGAGGCCCCUGUCUCACCACAGUAUACAGAUCUGUCUGUGGAAGAUAGUCUCCUUACAUCUACAGGGACUGUUGGUAUGGAGCAACCUGAAGAGUCAAUUGUAGAUGAGAAUAUAAUUCCUGAAGCAGUUGAACACCAAGAUGAAGAUGGGACCAUAGUAGAAGAUCUAUUCACAGUGAAGCAGCUAGAUGCAUUGGAAGCUGCUACAAUAGGACACUUGGACAUAAGCUCUUCAGAAACUAUUCUGACUGUAGAGCCUUCUGUGGUAAAGCCUGAUGCUUCUGCAGAAGAGCAGGAAACCCUAGAUUCAUCAUUGGCAAGCCAAGAGACUGCUGAAUCAGCAGUAAAGAAACCAACUGAUGUUUGGCCUACUGACAGAGCACUUGAAACCUCUUUAGAUCAGACAGUGGAAGCAGCAAUGCCAGCUUCAACUCCUGUUUCCAUGAGCUUCAGCACUGUUAUGAGUUAUGAAACAGUGAGUGUAACAACAGGUGCCAUUGAGCUUCCAUCCCAUCUCCCCCCUCUGGGAUCCACGACAUCAUUGUCUGUGGCUACCUCAACAAAGCUGGAAGAUGAAAUGACAAGAGUCCCGGAUGUUUCAGUAGACCUGGAUCAUGUAAGCACUGUCCGCUUUUUUCCUGAGCAGACUGAGGAGGGAAGGAGAAUGACUGAAAGUCCCGUGGAGCUAACGACUCAUGUCCGGUCCACGGAGAUGGCCAGUGUGGCUUGGGCCACACAUGAAACUCACUAUAGUAGCACUGUCCCAUCCAGAGCUCUAGUUGUGUUUUUCAGUCUUCGGGUUACCAACAUGAUGUUUUCAGAGGACUUGUUUAAUAAGAACUCCCCUGAGUACAAAGCAUUGGAGCAGCGAUUCUUGGAACUGCUGGUGCCCUACCUUCAGUCAAAUCUGACAGGAUUCCAGAAUCUGGAAAUCCUGAACUUCAGAAAUGGCAGCAUUGUGGUGAACAGUCGAAUGAAAUUUGCCAAACCUGUGCCUCGGAAUGUCACCAACGCUGUGUACAUGAUCCUGGAAGACUUCUGCAACACUGCAUAUCACACCAUGAACCUGGCCAUUGAUAAAUACUCCUUGGAUGUGGAAUCUGGUGAUCAAGCAGAUCCCUGCAAAUUCCAGGCCUGCAAUGAAUUCUCUGAAUGCUUAGUAAAUCGCUGGAGUGGAGAAGCUGAGUGUGUCUGCAAUCCUGGCUACCUAAGCAUCGAUGGGCUGCCAUGCAACAGCAUUUGUGAUCUGCAGCCAAACUUUUGCCUGAAUGAUGGAAAGUGUGACAUAAGCCCUGGGCACGGAGCCAUCUGUAGGUGUCGUGUGGGAGAGAACUGGUGGUACAGAGGGGAACACUGUGAAGAAUAUGUGUCUGAGCCACUGGUUGUGGGUAUUGCAAUUGCUUCUGUGGCAGGAUUCCUUCUUGUGGCAUCUGCUGUCAUCUUCUUCUUGGCCAGGACCCUUCGAGACCAGUACACGAAGAGUGACACGGGGGAUUCACAGGGGCAGGGUGACAGCCUCUCGUCCAUUGAGAAUGCAGUUAAAUACAACCCCAUGUAUGAAAGUGAUACGACUGGCUACAGCCAUUAUUACCGGAGAUAUCCUCAGCUAACGUCCUACAGUUCUACCAGUGCAGAGACAUCCACAGACUACAGCAGUGAAGAGAUCAGGCACAUUUAUGAAAACAGUGAGCUUACUAAGGAGGAAAUUCAAGACAGAAUCCGAAUUAUAGAGCUCUACGCUAAAGACCGUCAAUUUGCAGAGUUUGUUAGGCAGCAUCAAAUGAAGCUGCUUUAAGGAAAAAAAGAAAUUGAUAGAAUGCACGUGGGAGAUAAAGACUACCUUGUUGCCACAGCAAUGGGCUCAGAUGUAACUGCGAAGUUACUUAUAGUCUCAACAUUGCAUGGAUGGAUACAGAUGUUUUCUAAAUGAAUGGCUAAAAUGUACAGAUGUCUGUUUAUCUCAAUUACUUCUGGCUUUUCUGUGUAAAGUGACAUUUUUAAGAGGUGAUCUUAAGUGGCAGAGGUUAUGAAAGUUCAUUUUUCUUUAACUCUGAAACGGACAGUGAAAGUUUGUAUACAAAUGCAAAAAAAAAAAUCUCCUCA